AUGCUGAACAACCUGGCCGACUGCGAGGACGGCGACGGCGGCGCCAGCCAAGGCGAUGGCAAUCCCAAGGAGAGCAGCCCCUUCAUCAACAGCACGGACCUGGAAAAGGGCAAGGAGUACGAUGGCAAAAACAUGGCCCUCUUUGAGGAGGAGAUGGACACCAGUCCCAUGGUCUCGUCCCUGCUGAGUGGACUGGCCAACUACACCAACCUGCCACAGGGCAGCCGGGAGCAUGAGGAGGCUGAGAAUAAUGACGGGGGCAAGAAGAAACCGGUGCAGGCCCCACGGAUGGGAACCUUCAUGGGUGUCUACCUGCCCUGCCUCCAGAACAUCUUUGGGGUCAUUCUCUUCCUGCGCCUCACCUGGGUGGUGGGAAUUGCUGGCAUCAUGGAGUCCUUCUGCAUGGUCUUCCUCUGCUGCUCCUGCACAAUGCUGACAGCCAUCUCCAUGAGUGCGAUUGCCACCAACGGCGUGGUGCCAGCUGGUGGCUCCUACUACAUGAUCUCACGCUCCCUGGGACCUGAGUUUGGUGGGGCUGUGGGGCUCUGCUUCUACCUGGGCACCACCUUUGCCGGCGCCAUGUACAUCCUGGGCACCAUUGAAAUCUUGCUGGCCUACAUCUUCCCAGCCAUGGCCAUCUUCAAGGCAGAGGAUGCCAGCGGGGAGGCGGCUGCCAUGCUCAACAACAUGCGCGUGUACGGCACCUGCGUGCUGACCUGCAUGGCCACCGUGGUGUUCGUGGGGGUCAAGUAUGUCAACAAGUUUGCCCUGGUCUUCCUGGGCUGUGUCAUCCUCUCCAUCCUUGCCAUCUAUGCUGGCGUCAUCAAGUCAGCCUUCGACCCGCCCAGCUUCCCGAUCUGCCUCCUGGGCAACAGGACCCUCUCACGCCAUGGCUUUGACCUCUGCACUAAGAUGGUGGUGGAAGGGAAUGAGACGGUGGGCUCCAAGCUCUGGGAGCUUUUCUGCACCUCCCGCUUCCUGAAUGCCACCUGUGAUGAGUACUUCACCAUGAACAACGUGACCGAGAUCGAGGGCAUCCCUGGUGCUGCCAGUGGCCUCAUCCAAGAGAACCUCUGGAGCUCGUAUCUGACCAAGGGCGUGAUCGUGGAGAAGAGGGGGCUGCCCUCCGUGAGCCCCCCCGACACACCGGUGGACAUGGACCAGCCUUAUGUCUUCAGCGACAUGACCUCCUACUUCACCCUGCUCGUUGGCAUCUACUUCCCCUCGGUCACAGGCAUCAUGGCUGGCUCCAACCGCUCUGGAGACCUGCGAGAUGCCCAGAAGUCUAUCCCCACAGGCACCAUCCUGGCCAUUGCCACCACCUCUGCAGUCUAUAUCAGCUCCGUGGUUCUCUUCGGGGCGUGCAUCGAGGGGGUUGUCCUGCGUGAUAAGUUUGGUGAAGCUGUCAACGGGAACCUGGUGGUCGGCACCCUGGCAUGGCCGUCCCCAUGGGUCAUUGUCAUCGGCUCCUUCUUCUCCACAUGUGGGGCUGGACUGCAGAGCCUCACUGGAGCCCCCCGCCUCCUGCAAGCCAUCUCCAGGGAUGGGAUCGUGCCUUUCCUCAGGGUUUUUGGGCAUGGCAAAGCCAACGGAGAGCCAACGUGGGCCCUGCUGCUCACAGCCUGCAUCUGCGAGAUCGGGAUCCUGAUCGCCUCCCUGGAUGAGGUGGCUCCCAUCCUCUCCAUGUUCUUCCUCAUGUGCUACAUGUUUGUCAACCUGGCAUGCGCUGUACAGACGCUGCUGCGGACACCUAACUGGCGCCCACGCUUCCGCUACUACCACUGGACCCUGUCCUUCCUGGGCAUGAGCCUCUGCCUGGCGCUGAUGUUCAUCUGCUCCUGGUACUACGCACUGGUGGCCAUGCUGAUUGCUGGCCUCAUCUACAAAUACAUCGAGUACCGUGGGGCAGAGAAGGAGUGGGGUGAUGGCAUCCGUGGGCUGUCCCUGAGCGCUGCCCGCUAUGCCCUGCUGCGGCUGGAGGAGGGACCUCCCCACACCAAGAACUGGAGGCCACAGCUGCUGGUGCUGGUCCGCGGGGACCAGGAGCAGAACGUGGUGCACCCGCAGCUCCUGUCCUUCACAUCGCAGCUCAAGGCUGGCAAGGGACUCACCAUUGUGGCCUCUGUGCUGGAAGGGACAUUUCUGGACAACCACCCACAGGCACAGAGGGCAGAGGAGUCCAUCCGCCGCCUGAUGGAAGCAGAGAAGGUGAAGGGCUUCUGCCAGGUGGUGAUCUCCUCCAACCUGCGUGACGGCAUGUCCCACCUCAUCCAGUCCAGCGGGCUGGGUGGGCUGCAGCACAACACCGUGCUGGUGGGCUGGCCCCGCAGCUGGCGCCAGAAGGAGGACCACCAGACCUGGAGGAACUUCAUCGAGCUGGUGCGAGAGACCACAGCCGGGCACCUGGCCUUGCUGGUGGCCAAGAAUGUCGCCAUGUUCCCGGGCAACCAGGAGCGGUUCUCAGAGGGCCACAUCGAUGUCUGGUGGAUUGUCCAUGACGGGGGGAUGCUCAUGCUGCUGCCCUUCCUCCUGCGGCACCACAAGGUCUGGCGCAAGUGCAAGAUGCGGAUCUUCACGGUGGCACAGAUGGACGACAACAGCAUCCAGAUGAAGAAGGACCUGACCACAUUCCUGUACCACCUGCGCAUCACUGCAGAGGUGGAGGUGGUGGAGAUGCACGAGAGCGACAUCUCUGCCUACACCUACGAGAAGACUCUGGUGAUGGAGCAGCGCUCACAGAUCCUCAAGCAAAUGCACCUCACCAAGAACGAGCGGGAGCGGGAGAUCCAGAGCAUCACGGAUGAGUCCCGCGGCUCCAUCCGGCGCAAGAACCCGGCCAACACACGCCUGCGCCUGAAUGUCCCUGAGGAGCAGGUGGGAGAUGGCGAAGAGAAGCCGGAGGAGGAGGUCCAGCUGAUCCACGACAAAAAUGCCACCACCUUCUCCAGCAGCUCCCAGUCUCCUGGUGAUGAGGUGGAGACAGCCCCUGAGAAGGUCCAUCUCACCUGGACCAAGGAGAAGUCUGUUGCAGAGAAGAACAAGAGCAAGAGCCCUGUCAGCCCUGAGGGCAUCAAGGACUUCUUCAACAUGAAGCCGGAAUGGGAGAACCUGAACCAGUCCAACGUGAGGAGGAUGCACACGGCUGUGAAGCUCAAUGAAGUGAUUGUGAAGAAGUCCCAGGAUGCCAAGCUGGUCCUGCUGAACAUGCCAGGGCCUCCCCGCAACAGGAAAGGGGAUGAGAACUACAUGGAGUUCCUGGAGGUGCUGACAGAGCACCUGGACCGAGUGCUCCUGGUGCGUGGUGGGGGCCGGGAGGUCAUCACCAUCUACUCCUGA
This is a messenger RNA of Indicator indicator, 3336 nucleotides long. RefSeq names its product solute carrier family 12 member 5 (gene SLC12A5). Gene Ontology annotation, biological process: potassium ion import across plasma membrane; chloride ion homeostasis; cell volume homeostasis. NCBI's taxonomy places the organism in Eukaryota, Metazoa, Chordata, Aves, Piciformes, Indicatoridae. Bases 1 to 3336 code for a protein of 1111 amino acids. The record is from RefSeq and is a predicted model, not a curated record. The transcript has 26 exons. Gene Ontology annotation, cellular component: membrane. Gene Ontology annotation, molecular function: potassium:chloride symporter activity.